This is a messenger RNA of Lytechinus pictus (painted urchin), 572 nucleotides long. RefSeq names its product small ribosomal subunit protein uS15. Gene Ontology annotation, biological process: translation. Gene Ontology annotation, cellular component: cytosolic small ribosomal subunit; nucleolus; ribosome. NCBI's taxonomy places the organism in Eukaryota, Metazoa, Echinodermata, Echinoidea, Temnopleuroida, Toxopneustidae. The transcript is spliced from 6 exons. Bases 26 to 481 code for a protein of 151 amino acids. The record is from RefSeq and is a predicted model, not a curated record. Gene Ontology annotation, molecular function: structural constituent of ribosome; small ribosomal subunit rRNA binding.
UCGGUCUUUUCGCCAAAUCGCCAUCAUGGGUCGUAUGCACGCUCCCGGAAAGGGUAUCUCUGCCUCAGCACUUCCAUACAGACGAAGUGUGCCAACAUGGCUGAAACUGUCUUCAGAUGAUGUGAAGGAACACAUCCAAAAGAUGGCCAAGAAGGGUCUCACUCCAUCACAGAUCGGUGUGAUGCUUCGUGACUCCUACGGAGUAGCUCAGGUACGCUUCGUCACCGGUAACAAGAUCCUCAGAAUCCUGAAGGCCAAGGGUCUGGCUCCAUCUCUCCCAGAGGACCUCUACUCUCUGAUCAAGAAGGCUGUCGCCGUACGCAAACAUCUCGAGAGGAACCGCAAGGACAAAGACUCCAAGUUCCGUCUUAUCCUGAUCGAGAGCAGGAUCCACAGAUUGGCCCGAUACUACAAGACCAAGCGUAUCCUUCCUCCAAACUGGAAAUAUGAAUCAUCAACGGCCUCAGCCCUCUUGGCUUAAGGAGAUGACCUUGUGUUGACCUUGAGUGUAGGAGCUAAGAGUAUGUACAUGUACAGGUAGUAAUAAACCAGACCAAGAUCAAACGGUUAAA